Symbiodinium natans is the source of this 1485-nucleotide messenger RNA. Lineage: Eukaryota; Dinophyceae; Suessiales; Symbiodiniaceae. The record is from the annotation of a GenBank genome assembly.
AUGGCCCGGCCGCCGGCCAAGCUGGGCAUCUUCGGUGUGACUGCGCUGAACGCGGCGGGCUGGCAGUUUCUCUCCUCGGGAGAUGCGCACACCCAGGAGACUGCCAACCUAGCGCGGGCUUUCGGCAACCUCCACGCGCGGAGCAGCAUGUUGAUGCUGAGAGCAUCCCAGGAGUCUCAAGACCGAGCCAGUGAGCUUCUGCCCCAGGAACCUGCCAAUCUGUCAUGGACUUCCGGAAAGCUUUACGCGGAGGAGGGCUCUUUGCUUGCGGCCACCCGUUCGGCUUCCUUGGAGAAGGCAUCGCAGUCCGGGCCACAGAAUCCGAGCAACACAGCUCGAGGGCUUGCGACCAGCGCCGUCUUGGGCCGGCUUUUGACGCAGAUGAUUUCCCAGCAGGGCGCUUCUGUCCUUGACCAGCUGGAUGCCCAAGAUGCCUCGAACUUGGCCCGGGCUCCCGGAACUCUGGACUUGAGCGAGCUUUCUUCGACCGGUGGUCUGCCGGAAGCCUGCUGCUCCCGUGUCCUGACCGAGCCCAGCACCCAGAACGCGGCGAACGCGCUGCGGGGCCCCGGAACCAUGGGCCGGCGCUCAGCUUCUCCGAUGAGGUUGGAACAUGUGGGAAGCUUGUGCCAUCUGAAGUAUUUGAGCUGCAUCGGCUGGGACCCUUUCCUUUUGAGAGGAACCACGCUCCACUUCGGCACCCAGCUGAUGGAUGCCGUCAUGUCCUCUUUCCUGCACGACAAGUACAGUCAUGACGAGCAGGGAUUGGCGAAUAUUGCCUGGGAGCUUGCUCAGCUGGCAAUGCGGUGCGAGGCCUUAUUCGAGGGAGCUGCUCAGGCUUGCGUGUCACGCAUUCAAGGCUUCGAUGGGCAGCAGCCGGCCAACACCGCUUGGGGGCUUGCGCAUGUCCUGGUGCUCCAAGCCGCGCUGCGCGACGCCGCGUGCCAGCAACUUUCGGGACUUCUCGGCUCUUCGGAUCUCACUGCCCAGAGCUGCGCUGACUUGCACUGGGCCCUUGGCGUCUUGCAGGCAGACGACAAUCUGCGGGAGUCCCUGCGCAGCCACGGGCGGCCAGCGCUGGAAGACCUCGCCUCCUCUCUAAGAGAUGUGGGCCUCAGCGCGGCCUCUACAGCACAGUACCAGCAAACGGCCUUCAAGCACCAGGUGUUGAACAUGAGAGCCUUCACAGGGGAGCGCCCGCGACCUUUGCAUACAGGUUCAAGGAGCUCCUCUCCAUCUUCGGCAUCCCAAGGGCUUCCCAGGCCUUCGGCCUGCGAGCCCGGCGGGCGCUGGAGGGCCGCUUCGGGAGUCUCGAGCCUUGGAGAGUCUUCGCCUACCUGGAGUACGCCGCAGCCCCGGAGGGUGUCGCUGACCCACUGCGCGAGCGGAGCGGGCAGAUCCUCUACGAGUCGGGUUUGCAAGGAGACCGUCGCGUGCCCGCGUCGCAACUCCAUGCGGUGCGGCUCCCACACAGCGGACGAGUGA